AUGAUGUCGCUCUCAUUUGCGGCAACGACCCUUUUCUGUGUUGCGGACAAGUUCGAGCAAUGUACCACAGAAACGGAGGGCGACAUGGAGGGCGACUUCAGGAGCUCACGAAACCACUCCCGCCGUCGCUGUGGUCCUCCGAAUCGCCAAGUGCGUACAAGGUGUGCACGAGACGCCGAUGCCGAUGGGGAGGACAUCUGCACGCAUUGUGACUACGUCCGGAGCUUCCUGCAGGGCCUACGCGUUGCCCAUUGGGUGUCAGAUGCUGAGGGCAGAGAAUUGUGGUUUCGACGCUACGCCCUCUUGAACCGCCUAGCCGCGAAGAUUGGAUGGGGGAUGGGCCGGGCCGGGCUCAGAUGGGUCUUGGAUGGGACGUCUAACGGGGUCGGCGGGCUUGAGCGGGUGAUCCACCUGGCUCAGGACAGGACGUGGAACCCAGGUUGGGACACCCUGGAAGCGGACAUGGGGCGGGACCUGGCUGAGCUCGUGCUGUGGGACCCUCAUGUGGACAUUGAUAGCCGUGGUGGCUCGGGAUUCGAGAAAAGGACUCAGCAACCGGGAGAGGAGGCUGACAAGGAGGAUGGGGAUCAGCACGACGAGUCGGAUGACGAAUUGACCGGGAGGCCCAUCUGGCUGUAUCAGGACGGACAGUUUGUUCUUGGGUGGUACGAGGCAAAUCGCUGUUGA
This is a messenger RNA of Diaporthe batatas, 687 nucleotides long. RefSeq lists its product as uncharacterized. NCBI's taxonomy places the organism in Eukaryota, Fungi, Ascomycota, Sordariomycetes, Diaporthales, Diaporthaceae. The transcript has 2 exons. Bases 1 to 687 code for a protein of 228 amino acids. The record is from RefSeq and is a predicted model, not a curated record.